GAGGCAUACAGGACACUGUUUUUGUUAGCUGUCAGUCCUAAAUCAAAAUGGUUUGUCAAAGUCGAUCGUAAAUAUUUACCCUCCCUUAUAAAUUAAUUUGUUUACAAAUGGCUAGUAUGUACUGAAAACAGAAUAUGAUAUAUACAAUGAAUUAAUUCAUUCAAGAAAUGGCAUAUUUCCACUACCGUUGUGGGGAACGAAUUACUUUAGAAAAUGACAAUUGUACAGCAGUCAGAAACGAUUCAGAUUUCGACCAUGGACUGGUCAUUACAGCAGAACCACUGGUUAAUGAUGUCCUUUUUGAAGUUAGAAUUGACAGAAUGGUCUCAUCUUGGUCUGGUACUUUAGAAAUAGGGGUGACAGAGCAUGAUCCAUUGCAUUUUGAAUUUCCUCCUUGUGCUUCAAAACUUCAAACUAAAACAUGGAUACUAGCAGGCAAAUCAAUUUUAAAAGAUGGGGUGUUAAUUGUUGAAAGAUAUGGAGCUGAUUUGGAUAGACUAGGUCAAGAUGACCGUGUUGGUUUAUUAAGAACAUCGGAGGGUGAAUUAAUAUUCUACAUAAAUGGAGAACCCCAAGGGGUAGCAGUGGAUAAUUUGCCCUCCAUAGUGUAUGGUGUAGUUGAUUUGUAUGGCAAGUGUGUUCAAGUUACCAUAACUGGUCCAAUUCUGAGAGAGCACAACAAUGAUGACUGUCUCAGCGGUAGCUCAGUUUUAGCCAUUGAUAAUGACAUCCUUAAUGUUACAUUAGGGGCGGAUUUAAGUGAGCUAAGUCUUAGUAGUAGUAAUAGUUUGGAUAUUAGAAUGGACAUGAAUGUUAGGUACUUGAAAAACUAUUUUUGUAUAUUCUUCAUAAUAUAUUUUCAUGAGUUAAUUAUUGUCAGCCUAACUAUGCCUGAAGAGACUCCUAGACAUGAUAGAUUAAGAUUUCAUGAACGCUGUGGCAGCCUUAUUAAAUUAACAAAUGGACAUCGAACAGCAGAAAGAAGAAGACCAUUAGAUGAAUUUAAUAAUGGAGUUGUAAUGACUCAUAGACCUCUGCGAGAUGCUGAACUGUUUGAAAUACGAAUUGAUAGACUAGUUGAAAAAUGGAGUGGGAGUAUAGAGAUGGGGGCUACAACACAUAAUCCAUCCACAUUAGUGUUUCCUGCUACUAUGACCAACAUGCGCAGUGGGACAGUAAUGAUGUCGGGAUGUGGUAUUCUUGUAAAUGGUAAGGGAACAAGGAGGGAGUAUGGAGACUUUAAUUUGGAUGAAUUAUGUGAAGGAGAUCGUGUGGGUAUGAUGAGAAAACCUAACGGUGACCUGCACUAUUUCAUAAACGGCCUAGACCAAGGAAUCGCGGCCCAACGAAUACCCUCUACUGUAUGGGGAGUCAUUGACCUCUACGGGAUGACCAUCAAAGUCUCUAUAGUCGAAAGAGAUGAAAGAGAAGAGCAAAACUUAAUGACUAGAAGAAACAACAGAGGUGAACAAAGGUGUCCAACCCCUGAAAUGCAAUUUCUUUCUGAUUAUUACGACAGACUAACAUUCCACUCAAAUUGUGGCGCACACGCUCAGGUUGUUAAUGGGGGGAGAACCGCUUUAAGGCCCAAUGCUGCCGAUGAUUUUAAUAAUGGCGUAGUAUUGACAAGUCGCCCUCUCAAAACAGGUGAAUUAUUUGAGGUCAGACUAGAAAGGGUAGUUACCAAAUGGGCUGGAUCUAUAGAAAUCGGUGUAACCACACACAGUCCUACUGAUUUGGAUUUUCCUUUUACUAUGACCAACGUUAGGUCAGGAACAUGGAUGAUGACAGGGAGUGGAAUAAUGCAUAAUGGUACAACUGUUUUGGAACAGUACGGAGUCAAUUUGGACAGGCUACAAGUAGGAGACAGGGUAGGGGUAAUUAGAAAAGAUAGUGGAGUUUUACAUUUUCUUGUAAAUGGAAUUGAUCAGGGAGCUGCAGCUACGAAUGUACCAGAAAAGGUUUAUGGUGUCAUUGAUUUGUACGGUCAGGCUGUUGAAGCCACAAUUAUAGACACUAUGGACACUUAUUCACCAGAUACAGUACAUUCCAGUUUGUCCAACACAACUCUAUACAGUGAUUUAAGAUUUCAUCAUGUGCAUGGCAAAAACGCUAGAAUAGUGAAUAAUGGGAUAACAGCCUUAAGACCGAGACCUUUAGCAGAAUUUAACGAUGCAAUAGUUUUUUCGAGUAGGCCAUUAAGAGAUGGAGAGCUGUUUGAAGUUGUAUUAGAAAACAUUGUAGAGAGAUGGUCAGGCAGUGUUGAACUAGGUAUAACAGCUGUUAGACCCGACGAAAUCGACUUGCCCACAACUGCGACUGAUCUAACAAGGGAUACGUGGAUGUUGAGUGGACCAUGUAUCAUGGAAAAUGGAUACACCAUUAAAAAUAAUUACAGUUUAGAUUUGGAUACUCUUGUAACUGGCGCUCGAAUUGGAGUUAUGCGUACCGCUGAGAAAACAGUAGAAUUUUAUAAAGACGGUAUACCACAGGGACCUGCCUGUGUUGUUUCCUAUCCUAACAUUUAUGCCGUGAUCGACCUAUACGGACAAUGUUCACAAGUAAGCAUUUCCUGCACAUCAACAUCUAUUCCGUUCACUGUCAUCCCACCUGAGGCCUGUUCUGAAACAUCUCCGUCCGCACAAUUGACCAGCAUAUUGCAGCAAAAAGCAGAAGCAGAUUUGCACAGAUUUCAUGAUUGUCAUGGUAGGGGAGUAGUUAUAAGUGAAGGUGGCAGGGUAGCAAUCAGAGGGAAAGAGCUACAACAUAAUAUUGUCUUUAGCUCAACUCCUUUAAAUUGUGACGAAGUAUUCGAAAUAACCAUCAUGUCACUCAUGUCCCAUUUUGCAGGAACUUUAUGUUUAGGAGUCACCACGACACUACCCGUCAGUAAUAUUACCGUCUUUCCUCAAGAUGCUUGCUAUAUGACAGAGAAUGAACUUCGUGUGAAAAACAAACCCUGUCAGUUGUUCGCCCCCAGUUUAGAAUGGUUAAGAGAAGGUGAUCAUUUAGGUCUCCAAAAAUGCCAAGAUGGUACCAUUAAGGCCUUCGUCAACGAUACCUUGUUCCUAACUUUCCCUAGCAUCUCGGGAGAACUUUAUGUAGUAGCAGAGCUCAAAGGUUCCUGUUGCAGCAUUGCUGUGACCAGUCGAAAAAUGCCACCCACUCCUUUAACCAAUUCCCACCUUCAAGAUAGUCUCGAGCUUGCUUUUGAACAAGAAAUGUUAAAGUCACAAGCUGCACCACCAAGCGAAAUUUCUGAACACAACGAACAACCAGACACGUCAAAUAUUUGGUACGAAUUUCACGAUAAUCAUGGAAGGAAUAUUGAUAUUAUUGGAGACAAAACGUCUGCAAAACGUGUUGCUUCCUACAAUCAAGGUGUGGUUAUAGUACAACCCCCCCUUCAACCAGAACAGGUUGUUAAGAUUUCUUUAGAACAAUUGGACACCAAAUGGUCUUCGUCCCUUAUAGUAGGAGUAGUUGGUUGUACUAAUCCUGAAAGACUAUCUUUACCUGUGACUGCUUUGUCAUUUAAAGGGCCUUGUUGUGUCAUUGCCAAUGACUGGAUAUCAAUAAAUGGGACAAAAGCAAAAUCAAAUUGUACUAAAUUAUCCAAUUUGAAAGCUGGAUCAUUGGUGGGAAUUAAGUAUUCUGAACAAGAAGGUUUUGUGCAAAUCAUAGUAGAUGGUAUUGCUGAAGAACCAGUACCUUGGAAUUUACCAAAGGGAUUGCAGUGUUAUGCCAUUUUCGAUUUGUAUGGACAGUGUCAACAGGUGAAAUUGGUAAAUGCUCCUGAAGAAGGGCCGAAAAAUAUUGAAUGCGAGAAAGCAAAUCUUGAAUUAUGUGAAAAGGAUAGGUCACUAAUUAAUUUAACUUUGCCAUUAAAUGGCAUUGAUGACAGUCCAUCAACAAGUUCUAACCAGAACAGUCAAAGUAUAUUUGUGUCGACACCACUGAAAAAUUCGCCCUGUAUAUACAAGCAGGAUUGUGAAACUUUAAAGAAGUCGUUGUUUCUCCCAGAGCAGUAUUUUGUAAGCGACGAAUCAGUUUGCUACUGUAGCAAUUGCCACAAAAAUAUCGAAGAGAAACAAAAAUUUUUAAUCGGCUGGGUUAAGUUUCCGCUUCAUAAUUUCACUUCAAUCGCAGUACAAACUGAAAAAUGGCAAUCUGCAUAUUAUUGUACAAAAUUAAAUUUUGUUCGCAGCAUAUUAGAUAGGGGACAACCGCUUUCAAAAAGUCAGGAACAGUGGGGCACUCUAGUCAGUCAGAAGAAAGACAAUCUUCAAGUUCUGUUCAAGCCAACUCUUGAAAAUUGCACGACCGAAGGUUUCCUCAUGGAAAACAAAGAGGUUCAUGCAAUGUUUGAACUUUUGGUCAAGCCUGGAGCUUAUUCAGUGUCUCAAGAUGGUACCGAAUGGUGCACGAAAGAAUCGGGAGCACUCAUAUUGCAAGGACUGCUUUUAAAGGUCAAUUUGAAAUGAAUUAGUUAUAUCUAAAAUUCCGUUUUUCUAGUUCAUUAUGUCUAGUCCGUAGUUUAAGUUAUUCAGUGCCAGCCGUUACGAAUUGUGACAUGCUACUAAUUUUACGUGUUCCCUUCCCUGGUCGUACAUUAUUUUUUACAUCAAUUAUUAUGGAUUAAUUAAUUGUAAUAAUUGUUCUUACGAUUCCAAAAAGAAAGUUUUGUUGUAAAAACUUUUCAGGCGCGUAUUUUAGUUUCCUUUUUUAAUGUAACUGAAGGCAGAUUCUGGAAGUACAUGACGAGUUUUGUAUUUUUAGAAGUAUCUGUAUGCAUUUUUAUAUUUAUGCUUUGUUUAAUUAUAUGAAUACAUGUGAUAACUUAUUAUUAUUUUAGUGCAAUAAAUUAUUUUAUAUUAA
Messenger RNA from Agrilus planipennis (emerald ash borer), 4878 nucleotides. RefSeq names its product neuralized-like protein 4 (gene Neurl4). The coding region runs from base 168 to 4484 and encodes 1438 amino acids. NCBI's taxonomy places the organism in Eukaryota, Metazoa, Arthropoda, Insecta, Coleoptera, Buprestidae. The record is from RefSeq and is a predicted model, not a curated record. The transcript has 15 exons.